UCCAUUGACCCGCUGACACAAGAUUUAUCUCAAUCAUACACGUGGCGCAGCGAGCGACCUGAAUAUUUUGAUUUUCCGUGUUCUAGAUCACACACUUGAGGAGGAACUUUCUAAACAAUUAUUUCAUCAUUCCGUUUACUUGUGAAUCGUCUAUAAUCGUCUUCUCUACUGUGUAAAGCUGAAACAGGAGCCAUAGCCAUUGCAGUUGCAGUUUUAAUUUGAAUCCAUUUGAAGAACAGAUCGGGAACAGCGAUGCAACAAGCAGAUUACAACGCCUAUUUUCAAUAUCCUCACCAUCAAAACCCUAACCCUACCACCCCAAUUCUCAAUCCUCCUCCUCCUCCUAAUUUAAUCGAUCAGCAUCAGAAUUCAUACGCAUCCGCACCGCCUUUUUCCACCAAUAAUUACGCUCCUUCCGAUUGCCCUAUUUAUCAACCUAAUUAUCCUCCAUAUCCUCAAAAUUCCGAUGCUGUUCCUUCUCCUACUGCUCCUUCAUAUAAUCCAUCUCCGGCAAUGACAUACAAUCCAUCUCCUGCAAUGACAGCAGCGACUCUAAACCCUAAUAAUCUCCAAUCCACCUUCAAUCCGCCAUCUCAACCACCAGCACAACAACUUCAACAACCAUCUUUUCCUCCUUACGAUUCCCAUGCGCCCUACCAGCCUCCAACCAGUCAACAAUCUUAUUAUCCACCGUAUGAUCAGCAUCAGACCGCUCCAAGUUACGCUCCUCCUUCACAGACUUCCUCAAUCGCACCAAAUCCUAACACUAUGUACACUGCCCCAGUUUAUAAUCCGGUAGGAUCAUCAUCGGUCUCAUCUGUUUAUGAUAAUAACAAUAAUCCAUACGAGAACUCACCGAAAUUUGAUCACAAAGUUGGGUUUUUUGAUGAUAAGUACGGUAGUUAUAACCGGAGUGGGUCAGGUUUCGGGUCGGAUCCAUACGGUAGCAGGUAUGAUGAUGGGUAUGGGGAUGGGGUUUAUGCUUAUGAAGGGAGCAAAGUGGAGCCAUAUGGAGCCAGAGGUACGGCUCCUAAAUCAUCAACUUGGGCUAUGUUUGAUGAUUAUGGUAGAGCGAUUAGUUUACCUUCUGGUAAGGACUCAUCAUCAGUUGGUUCGGGUUCAAGCUCAGGUUCGAGUAAGAUUGUGAGAGCUGUGCCAAAGGCAGAGACGCAGCAGGACGUUAAGAGUGGGGUUCAAAAGUUUAGGGUUAAAUUGCUGGCUGAAAGUGGAGGCCAGAGUACGAUGGAUGUGCUUUGCCAGAUUGGUUUGGAUGGAAUUCGUAUGCUUGAUCCCAAUACUGGCCGAACACUGAGAAUAUAUCCUCUUGAGAACAUAACAAGAUGUGAUAAAACGGAUUCUUCUACCUUUGCGUUCUGGUCCAAGAGCUCUGUGGAUAUUGAACCAAGACGAAUCAGAUUGCAGUCAAAUAGUUACACUACCAACACUCUUCUUGACACAGUAACAGCUGCAACUGUGCAGUUCAAGGAGAUGGGUGGGAGCAGGAGGCCUACUGAAUCUUCUAAGACAGUUGAGCAGGCUGCAGAGAAGAAGAAAGGGUUUGUCGAUUGGAUGAACUUAAUGAAGCCAGGGAAUGAAGAGAAAGAUCAUUGGGUACCUGAUGACGCUGUUUCGAAGUGUUCAGCAUGUGGAACAGAUUUUGGGGCUUUUGUGCGCAAGCAUCACUGCAGAAACUGUGGAGACAUAUUUUGUGACAAGUGCACACAUGGUAGAAUUGCUCUUACUGCCGAUGAGAAUGCUCAGCCUGUUAGAGUUUGUGACCGAUGCAUGGCAGAGGUGACUCAGCGGCUGAGUAAUUCAAAGGAAACAUCUAGUAAACCUGCAGGAUUGCAGUCUCAUGAGGAUCUUGCGAGGAAGCUUCAGGAGGAAAUGGAAAAAAAUCGGAAGGCAUCAUCAGGAUCCAAGUCAGAUGGAUCUGGAAGGCGGAUGAAGGAAGUUGCCUGUCCUACUUGCACUGUCCAUUUGCAGGUCCAGGUACCCAGCUCGGGUUCUGAGACUAUCGAGUGUGGAGUCUGUCAACACCCGUUUCUUGUCAGUGCUCACUGAUUUUUGCUUCUAAGUUUCAUGAUCAAAGGCGUCCAUUCGCAGGAUCCUAGGUAAAACUGAAAUUCCAAUUUGGGUUGAAGUGCUGCCAUAGUUGGGACUCGAUUGGGAAAUUAAGUUGGCACAAACGGGCGCCAGAGAGUUGUAUAUGGUUGAAUUAUUUGCUCAUUUACAUUCAGGAUAUGCUGUGGAAAUAUGUUACUUGGUUCUAUGGUUUUGUGAUUGGAAGCAUGUGUUUGUAAUUUGACUGUGCAUGUCUUUGAUAAAAUAAAAAAGAUUUAUUCAUCACUUUA
Molecule: messenger RNA, 2354 nt
Organism: Ricinus communis (castor bean)
Lineage: Eukaryota; Viridiplantae; Streptophyta; Magnoliopsida; Malpighiales; Euphorbiaceae
Product: protein FREE1
Exons: 10
Coding region: 253-2064 (603 amino acids)
Biological process (GO): intralumenal vesicle formation; multivesicular body assembly
Cellular component (GO): ESCRT I complex; late endosome membrane
Molecular function (GO): metal ion binding; ubiquitin binding
Source: RefSeq, a predicted model, not a curated record